AUGUCUUCCCAGGGCCAUUUGCCAUCAGUAACCACAAAGACUGUACCGGGCCCGGCCCCUAAUGGCAUGGGCAAUGGCUUGUUCGCCACCGCAGAUUUCAAGGUUGGCGAAGAUGUUGUGCAUGCUAAAACGCCCUUUGUGGCGGUUCUUGACUCCCCACGUUUGGAAGAUACUUGCUCCGGCUGUUUUGGAAAACGUCAAAUGGAAGGGAAUUCGGAUUUGAAAGCUUGUACUGGAUGUCGAGUUGUGAAAUAUUGCGACCGGACGUGCCAAUCAAAAGACUGGAAGUUCGCUCAUUCUUUAGAAUGUAAAAUCUUCCAGAACCUUAGGCCUCAGAUCUUGCCCAACAAUGCUCGUGCCAUUCUGCGUAUGGUUCUGCGCACUGGAAAGGGAAAAUACACUACACAAGAACUGGGUGUAUUCUCAAAUCUUGAAACACACAUUGCCGAUAUCCAGAAACACCAGGCCCAAAUGGACCGUAUCUCUCUCACUUCUCAGGCUGUCAAAAAUUAUUCAGAAAGUGACAUGACCGAGGAGGCUAUUUCUGCGUAUGCCGCAAGACUGGACCUCAACUCCUUCAACUUGACGACAGCUAUGUACGACCGUAUUGGUCUGUAUCUCCACCCAUAUGCAGCCCUCAUCAAUCACAGCUGCGACUACAACGCAACGGUCGGCUUUGAAGGAGAGGAACUCUAUGUUAAAGCAAUCAAACCUAUCAAAAAGGACGAACAGAUAUUUGUCUCUUAUAUCGACACAACUACUCCCCUCGAAGUCCGCCGGGGUGAGCUUUCCGAGCGCUACUUCUUCAAAUGCGACUGCACAAAAUGUCAAAGGGGCACAAAACACGACGCACCAGAAAACGAAUCCCUCUCUUCCUCACCUCUUUACCAAGAAGACAACCCACUAGCGUUCGUGGAAACCGCCGAGCGCGAUGCCCUGGAGCUUCUUCAAACUGCCACAAAGCCAGAGACUAGCCCCGAAGAAUCAAUCAAAACACUCAAAAAAGCCUUAACCUUCCUCUCUUCAACAUCUACCUGGCCCUUGACGAGACAACCGUACCCUCAGCUGAGAGACCAGCUCAUUCUCUCAUAUCUCUCAACAAACAAUUUCAGCGCUGCUUUCGUCCAGGCUGCGAUCCGGUAUCUGCGCACCGAUCCACAGCUGUUUAGUCCCGCGCAUCCAAUUCGACAACUUCAUGCGUGGAUUUUAGCCAAACUCGCUAUUUACCUUUCGCAGAGCUUUGAGACUAGUCCUGAGGAUGCGGUGAGAUUGAAGGAUUAUGAGUUGAACUUCCAUUUUGUUCUUUGGUAUGUGCUUGCGGAUUUGGCGAGUAGGCAGAUGGAGAGCUGUACCGUCCCGGCAUUUAAGAGGUUGGUCGGGUCGAACUUUAAACAAGUGAAUGAUGAGUUCCGGGCUCAGGGGAUUGACCUGGCAACUAACGAUCAGGCUAAAGCUAUGCUCAGUGGGGCGUGGGCGAAGCUUGAGAAGGUUGUUGAGGCGGCGUUGGAGAAGGAGAAUAUUGGCAACUAG
Molecule: messenger RNA, 1530 nt
Organism: Penicillium angulare
Lineage: Eukaryota; Fungi; Ascomycota; Eurotiomycetes; Eurotiales; Aspergillaceae
Product: S-adenosylmethionine-dependent methyltransferase
Exons: 3
Coding region: 1-1530 (509 amino acids)
Cellular component (GO): nucleus
Molecular function (GO): protein binding
Source: RefSeq, a predicted model, not a curated record